Molecule: messenger RNA, 1582 nt
Organism: Musca domestica (house fly)
Lineage: Eukaryota; Metazoa; Arthropoda; Insecta; Diptera; Muscidae
Product: serine protease 7
Exons: 5
Coding region: 86-1369 (427 amino acids)
Biological process (GO): proteolysis
Molecular function (GO): serine-type endopeptidase activity
Source: RefSeq, a predicted model, not a curated record
AAAAUAAUUCACAUAUCAGUAUGCCGCAAUCAAUGGUGGAAAUUAAGUCGUAUCGCUGAAACAGUUUAGUACGCGCACAUCGGACAUGCAAAAACGGGGAUUUUACUUGACGACAUUAUCGCUGUUUGCUUGCUUUGGAAUCGCUUGGUGUAAGGUGGCCAUAAAUGGAGUCUCAAAUGUAUGCCAAAAUUCAAAUGGCCGCUUGGGUAGAUGUACGUCACUGACGAAAUGCCUCAAUCACAGUGAAUGCGAUCGUAAUGCCAGCAAAACGGAAUGUACCAAUGGUUAUGGACCUCCACCAUAUGUUUGCUGUGUUUUUGGCAAGAGGAUUAUAUUUCCCGAUGACGAUAAUGCAGGACGUUUCAUGCCUUCAGCAUCAUCAUCAUCAUCUACGUUAAAUGAAACAUCUAUACAUGUAGCAGACCGUUCCACGGCCUCAACAUCAACAACUUCGAGUCGUGGUAUUUUAUUUCCUGAUGAAAACGGUAAUUUUAAUAUUCCAAAAAUUGCACCUCCGGUAAUCAGCAAUAGAUGGGCCAAUGAGUGGUUGCAGCAUGAAAAGAAAGUUAAACUAUUUCCACGGCCUCCAGUGUGUGGUCCAAUGCUGGUGGGUGACAAAAUUCAUGGCGGCGUCGAAGCUCAAUUGGGUGAAUUUCCAUGGCUGGUCAAUUUGGAAUACAGAAAUGAGGAAGGAGAUUUGCAAAUAGGCUGUUCUGGGAAUAUAAUAAAUAGCAGAUAUGUGGUCACAGCUGCACAUUGUGUACAGGGUCCCAUCGAAGAACUAUUGGGGCAAUUAGUAUCCAUACGAGUUGGUGAUCAUAACACUGCCACAGAGAAUGAUUGUGAUGAUUUAGGAUGCAUUGAUAAAUUUAAAAUCUUCCAUAUCAUUGAGAAAAUCGUACACAAGGAAUUCCAUGAGACCAAAAAAGGAAGACUGAUCAACGAUAUAGCUCUGCUGAAAACUGAUAAUGAAAUAACAUUUUCUUUUUCGGUUGCUCCAAUAUGUUUACCAAGUGUUAUAAAUUCAUUGCAUCCGCCAAUUAAUGGUUCCACACUGACUGUUGCCGGUUGGGGUGACAAUGGUAUAGAGGACUUUACAGUGGAAAAACGUAUUGUCGAUGUGCCCUAUGUGGAGAAUAGUGUUUGUCCAAUUCAUGUGUUGCCGACACAAAUGUGUGCUGGAGGUGUUACCGGCAAGGAUAGUUGUAUUGGUGAUUCUGGUGGUUCAUUGGCUCGACGUUCCAUUGGUGCCUGGGUCAUAGAGGGCAUUGUUUCGUAUGGUCGUAAAUGUGGUGGCGAUAAGCCUGCGAUUUAUACUAGAAUAAGAAGUUAUAUAUCCUGGAUUGUUGAGAACAUGAGUGAUACAUAGGGUGAAACAAUGAUUUAUUUCACUUUUCACGACGUUAGAUGUAUAAGGUUUUUAACAUAAAUGUAGUAGGGAGAGUAGAGUACACAUGCACUUCUGAUAUUGUACUUUAGUUUUCGGUGUAGAAUUAAAAUUUAUUUAAAUGUACUAAUCGUGUCAGUUUAUCAUUAUUGUCAUAAAAAUAUACCAUAUGACGUGACCAUUUGUUUAAAGAAA